Copidosoma floridanum is the source of this 1047-nucleotide messenger RNA. RefSeq names its product transmembrane p24 trafficking protein eclair (gene eca). The record is from RefSeq and is a predicted model, not a curated record. Lineage: Eukaryota; Metazoa; Arthropoda; Insecta; Hymenoptera; Encyrtidae.
UCGGUCUCUUUGAGGUUGAGUUGAUGAUACCUACGUUGCGGGAACAGGUGACGUGUGCCAUUUCGUAUUUAUUUUGCCGUAGCCGCUCACCCAUAUUUCAUGGUAACUCGUUUAUUUUCACCAAUUAUUCGAGUGUUUCGCCAAGCCCAAGGUAAUCAGAGGGCUUGACGGGUAGUUAAUCAAUAUGUGGAACGCUCUGCGUUACCUGAUAGCGCUCAGCGUCGUCUUCGAGUGCACGUCCGGUCUGUACUUUCACAUAGGCGAAACCGAGCGAAAAUGCUUUAUCGAGGAGGUCCCCGACGAUACCACUGUCCUGAUGACCUACAAAGUUGAGCUGUACGAUCCCAGAAGUCAAGGAUUCAUGCCCAGUAGUCCUGGAAUUGGUAUGCACGUCGAAGUCAGGGAUCCAGAUGACAAGAUCGUUCUGUCCAGGGUCUACAGUUCUGAGGGCCAAAUAUCAUUCACUUCUCAGAUUCCUGGUGAACAUUUGAUCUAUUUGUACUCAAACAGCACUGCAUGGUUCAGUGGAGGACAAUUGAGGGUACAUUUGAACAUCCAAGUCGGUGAGCAGGCCAUUGAUUACGCUUACGUUGGACAAAAAGAGAAAUUAUCAGAGCUUCAACUGCGAGUCAAGCAGCUUUUGGAUCAAGUCGUCCAAAUUACUAAAGAACAGAGUUAUCAAAGAUACCGAGAAGAAAGAUUCAGACAUACUUCUGAAAGCACCAACAGCAGAGUGUUGUGGUGGUCUCUUGCACAGACUAUUGUUUUGGUUAUUAUGGGUUCUUGGCAGAUGCGCCACCUCAAGAGCUUCUUUGAGGCUAAGAAACUUGUUUAAUUUUUCUUCAAGUAUGAAACAUCACGUGAUACAGGAACUGAACUUUUUCCUAUGACGAGUAAGAGCCAAUGUGCAGUACUCAACAAUAUAUUUGUAUUAAAAGUGAAUACUUUAAAGUUUUUACGUGAGAAGAACAAAAAAUUAAUAACGAGAACGUUUUGUUGAGCCUUGAUUUAAAACGUUAUGUAUAAUUAAAGAUGAUGCGAUUUUUA